AUGAUUUUCGGAAAGACUCUCGUCGCUCUCGUAGCUGGGGCUGCCACUGGUGCUACUUUCGCAGUUGCCAAUCCCGUCAGCCGUCAGGACAGCAAUAGCACCACUUGCUAUUUCAUCAUGACCCCGACUCCUGAUCUUGGUCCAGACGACCUUCAAACAGAUAUUAACUAUGCGAUUGGACACACCGUCGGUGAGGAAUAUCCCAACCAUAUCCUCACGGACGAAAACGCCCCUCUUGUCCGCCAUAAUGAUGGAACUUACGACGUUAUGUCCGUCAUCUCCGUGUCUGGCGAAACACCUGCCGAUGUCGGUGCAUUUGUCGAAACUUGGGAGUCACAGACUAUCAGUGGAAUAGUUGCUCAAUGG
Messenger RNA from Lentinula edodes (shiitake mushroom), 366 nucleotides. RefSeq lists its product as uncharacterized. The transcript has 3 exons. The annotation marks the transcript as partial. Lineage: Eukaryota; Fungi; Basidiomycota; Agaricomycetes; Agaricales; Omphalotaceae. The record is from RefSeq and is a predicted model, not a curated record.